AUAUACAUAUGUAUGUGUGUUUGUAUUUUUCGCUUUUGUUGGCUGCCAGUAAAUCAAAUUUUGAGUAAAUAGCUGCUGCUGUUAUUCGCAUUCCAAGUUCGAAUGUGUGUGUGACAGGAGAUCAGACGAGCAGCUUGCUGCUGCUGCUCUAUAGUUGGUUACAUAAUGGCAGCAGCGGCAUUGCGCCUGGGCGGCGAAUUUGCAACGAUCACGUUUGGUAAAUUACCAAAAUUUGGUAUUUGUCAGCUUCGCAAUUUGAGCAGCGACCUAACGACAGCGUUGCGUCCCUUUUACUUUGCUGUUCAUCCGGAUCUCUUCGGUCAGCAUCCCGAGCAGCGACAGACGAACGAGAACUCAUUGAAGCUGCUCAGCGCCCAUCUGGAAGCGCUCUAUCAUCACACAUAUCCCAAUGAGGAUACUAAGGUGCUCAAGUUCUAUGUGCGCGAGAGCACAAACGCCCACAAACGAGACUCGUUCAAGCUGGUGCAGAUACGUAUGGAUAGAAGCACACGAGAUCCCCAGAGAUUCAUACAGAAUCUGCUGGAGUCGUGCAAUCUAUCGACGGAUUACAUCAAGACCGUCAAGCCAAGGUCAAAGCCAAAGAUGAAUUCAACGCCAGUUAGCGACAGUGUGGCCAAUCAACCCAGUCACGACUAUCACUACAACACAGAGUUUGCCGAAUUCGAGCAGCGAGUGAAGAACGAAGCUGUUGGGCGUCGUCCAGAACUGUCCGUCUGGCUGGCCGAGAACGCAGAGAAGGCACGUCAACGUGCCAAGGAGACCGCCCAGCUGGAAGCCGAGAUUGAUAAGCUGAAAGAUGUACUUGUGAAGGAUCUGGAGUUGAGUGAUGCUCGCUACGAGUGCGGCUGGAAUAUUGAGCAUUAUCGUGGCUGCCUAAAGUCACUCCAACGUCUCGCACAGACACAUCGCGGCGAGUUGAGCUCACUGCGGAAUCGCGUUGUGGUCUUUGCUCCCUUCACGGGCAUCAGCCUAGAGGGGCAUGUGAUGCUCUUCACCGGCGACGUGCAGAGUAAUUGGCUGGACUUUAUCAAAAACAUUCCACAGCACGACAGCUACCUCAACGUGGUGCCAUUGUAUGAAUUGGCGCUCUCCCAAGUGCUGCGCGGCAUUCAGAUCGGGCGACGCAAGUUUAUGCCCAAGACUCAAGCACGCGGUUAUGCCAACUAUCUGAUGAAGGUGACGACAUCGCUCAAUGAUUUUCUCAGCAAACAGGCCUAUCCCACGGCUUGGCCUCUAAGACUCGAUGGGUUCACAAUCGUUGUUGAAUCAGAGGCGGGGCCAUUGAUGGUCAGUCCUACGGGACAAUUUAUCACACCCGCCACCUGUCCCGGUGCCAUCCUCGUUGAUUUCAUCACGCAAAACAUGAAACUGGCCGAAGACCGAAUGGGCAAAUAUGCGACGGACAAGUAUCUGGAACAAAAUCUUAUCGAGCAGUGCACUCGAGAGCUUAAGCUGCAGGCAUUGACCAAAGAUGAUGCGGUCACGCCGGACAAAAUGAUAUCCGCACUGAGCGAUCUGCGUCGCUGUCGGCCACAACAUUUCGAGCAGCUCAAGCUGCACAUCUCCCAUUACUACUCGGUACUAACAGAUGGCAUCGUUUGUAUACCGUGGGAUUUUAUGCAAAAGUAGCUUCAAUUCUCCGCUCAUCUUUGUCUCUUGUGCCUUGUGAAUAAUCAUCGACAAUAAGCCAAAAACACUAAACACGUUAGCUAAGAUUGCAAUUGGGAUAGUCGUUAGUAUAUACAAAUAUAUAUAUAUAUGCCAGAAAAAAAUGCUUCCCC
Molecule: messenger RNA, 1802 nt
Organism: Drosophila albomicans
Lineage: Eukaryota; Metazoa; Arthropoda; Insecta; Diptera; Drosophilidae
Product: T-cell activation inhibitor, mitochondrial
Exons: 2
Coding region: 166-1650 (494 amino acids)
Cellular component (GO): mitochondrion
Source: RefSeq, a predicted model, not a curated record